Molecule: messenger RNA, 1239 nt
Organism: Seriola dumerili (greater amberjack)
Lineage: Eukaryota; Metazoa; Chordata; Actinopteri; Carangiformes; Carangidae
Gene: cacng4b
Product: voltage-dependent calcium channel gamma-4 subunit-like
Exons: 4
Coding region: 1-975 (324 amino acids)
Biological process (GO): neurotransmitter receptor internalization; calcium ion transmembrane transport; postsynaptic neurotransmitter receptor diffusion trapping
Cellular component (GO): postsynaptic density membrane; voltage-gated calcium channel complex; AMPA glutamate receptor complex
Molecular function (GO): channel regulator activity; voltage-gated calcium channel activity
Source: RefSeq, a predicted model, not a curated record
AUGGCUUGGUGUGACCGCGGGGUUCAAACGCUGCUGGCCACCGUGGGGGCUUUCGCUGCCUUCAGCUUGAUGACCAUCGCCAUCGGCACGGACUAUUGGCUCUAUUCGCGGGCGUACAUCUGCAACGGCACCAAUGCCACCACGGACGAGACCCAGCCGCAGCCCAAAACCAAGAAGGGCGAUCUCACUCACUCCGGGCUGUGGAGAAUCUGCUGUAUUGAAGGUAUCAAUCAAGGCAGCUGUUACAGAAUCAACCAUUUCCCUGAUGACAACGACUACGACACAGACAGCUCUGAAUACCUGCUGCGUAUCGUUCGUGCCUCCAGUGUGUUCCCCAUCCUCAGUACCAUCCUGCUGAUGCUGGGCGGCUUGUGUGUUGGCGUGGGUCGAGUCUACAACAAGACAAACAACGUCCUACUCAGCGCAGGCAUUCUCUUCGUCGCUGCAGGUCUGAGCAACAUAAUUGGCAUCAUUGUCUACAUCUCCAGCAAUGCAGGAGACCCCAGUGAUAAACGUGACGAUGACAAGAAAUACACUUACUCCUACGGCUGGUCCUUCUACUUUGGUGCCCUCUCCUUCAUUGUGGCCGAAACGGUGGCCGUCCUCGCCAUCAACAUCUACAUUGAGAGAAACAAGGAGAUCCGCUGGAAGGCACGGCGUGAGUUCAUUCGCUCACUCUCGUCCUCCUCCCCGUACUCAAGGAUACCGAGCUUCCGUUACCGCCGGCGGACGUCGCACGCCAGCUCUCAUUCUACAGAGGCGUCCCGGGAGAACUCGCCGGUGGUCGGUCUGAAGGGGGCGCCAUCCUCCAGUGGGCCCCUGGACGAGCUGUCCAUGUACGCCCUGGCGAGGGAUAGUGUGACGGAAAACACGUACAGCCCUGAACAUGAGGCGGCUGCUGAGUUCCUCCAGGUCCAUAACUGUUUCCCCAAUGAUUUAAAGGACGGGGUGAAUCGCAGGACCACACCGGUGUGAGUGGCAUAUUGUUGGGCUCGAGGUUCACCUGGUGGAGGAUGAACAGGAAAUUCUGGAAAAGUCAUUGGGCUGACCUGCUGGGGCCUGAGUGCUUGUGAUAGCCUGCCAUCUUAGAGGCACAGAUUUCAGAGAGACUGUCCUUUUCGAAAGGACCAGAGGGAGACGAGAGGACGGUCAGCUGGAUAGAGGAUGAGCCAUUUAAGAGAAGCUGAUUAUUUACCUGCUUGUAGAGACCAUCAAAGCAGAAUAGCGUUACCAUUGUCU